This is a messenger RNA of Talaromyces stipitatus ATCC 10500, 285 nucleotides long. RefSeq lists its product as uncharacterized. The transcript is spliced from 2 exons. The record is from RefSeq and is a predicted model, not a curated record. Bases 1 to 285 code for a protein of 94 amino acids. NCBI's taxonomy places the organism in Eukaryota, Fungi, Ascomycota, Eurotiomycetes, Eurotiales, Trichocomaceae.
AUGGCGUCUCAGGAUUAUUAUCAACAACCUCCUCCUCAGGCGUAUGUUCCCCCAGGUACAGAUGAAAAGGAAGACGAAGCGAUGCUAAUAGUGAUUACAGCCACUACCAAGGCGGCUACUCUGCUCAACAACCCGGCCCUUACGCUCCUCCUCCACAGGGCUACCCUCAACAGGGCUAUGCUCCCCAACCUCCCCAAGGAUAUCAACAAGGUUACCCACAACCACAAUACCAACAGCAAAAUCCAGACGGUCAGCAGCGCGGCAGUAGUGAUCGUGGUUGUCUAG